This is a messenger RNA of Equus quagga, 3054 nucleotides long. RefSeq names its product arginine vasopressin receptor 1A (gene AVPR1A). Gene Ontology annotation, molecular function: peptide binding; vasopressin receptor activity. Lineage: Eukaryota; Metazoa; Chordata; Mammalia; Perissodactyla; Equidae. The transcript is spliced from 2 exons. Gene Ontology annotation, cellular component: membrane. Gene Ontology annotation, biological process: G protein-coupled receptor signaling pathway; positive regulation of vasoconstriction; regulation of systemic arterial blood pressure by vasopressin. Bases 695 to 1960 code for a protein of 421 amino acids. The record is from RefSeq and is a predicted model, not a curated record.
UGCAGUUGGCCGGACUGCGUCGGCGCGGAGGGAGAAGCCGGGGCUGGAGGGGCUGGGGUCGCGCGCCAAGUUCAGGCGCAAGAGCGCGCGCCGAGCAGUGCCCUCGGGAUUUCUAGGUACGGCGUUGGCGAGUCAAGUGCGGGGUUAAGGUGGCUAUCGAGGGAGGCUUGAGGAGAUGGUGGUAAACUCAGAAAAGGCAAGACACGUGCAGUUCUCCAAGUUUUUGGAGAAGAGCUUCCAGCGCCGCAAUCCCGCCUGUUUGGCCGAGGAAUCGGCGAGGCUCCCAGCCCCACCCCUGCAGCAGUGAUGCAAAGAGGACAAGUCACCGACGUGGGGAGGGGAAAACCCUCCCGGGGUGACUGGGGUAGGGAGGUGGGCAGAGUAGGCAGCGACCAGUUCUCCAACCACUGGGGCGACAGGGAGCGCGUUCUGGGGAAACGAACCCCGGCAUAAAUCAUUGAGUUCGGAGCCCAGCGCUUUGGGAGGCCGGAGCGCACCUCCCAAGCCUCGCUGGAGCUGAGAAAAGGCAGAGAGGAAAAGGGGCCGGCGACGGGACCGAGAGCAGCUCAGCCGGCUGGGGGUCCUGCGAGCGGCGAGCGGCGAGCGCGGGAAGCGGAGAGCGCAUCCGGCGAGGAGCCCACGCCGGCCGAGGCGGGCAGGGAGCGGACCUCCGCGGAGGCCGAGGAGGCGCUGCAUGGACAGCAUGCGUUUCUCCGGAGGCCCUGGCGCCGGGUCCACGGGCAACUCAAGCCGCUGGUGGCCUCUGGCCGCCGGCGGUGCCAACGCCAGCCGCGAAUCGGAGGCGCUCGGGGAAGAAGGCGGCCAGCAGAGGGACUUGCGCAACGAGGAGCUGGCCAAGGUGGAGAUCGCCGUGCUGGCCGUGACUUUCGUGGUGGCCGUACUGGGUAACAGCUGCGUGUUGCUGGCACUGCACCGCACGCCUCGCAAGACGUCCCGCAUGCACCUCUUCAUCCGCCACCUCAGCCUGGCCGACCUGGCCGUCGCUUUCUUCCAGGUGCUGCCGCAGCUGUGCUGGGACAUCACCUACCGUUUCCGCGGCCCCGACGGGCUGUGCCGCGUGGUGAAGCACCUGCAGGUGUUCGGCAUGUUCGCCUCGGCUUACAUGCUGGUGGUCAUGACCGCCGACCGCUACAUCGCCGUGUGCCACCCGCUCAAGACGCUGCAGCAGCCGACGCGCCGCUCGCGCCUCAUGAUCGCGGCCGCCUGGGUGCUGAGCUUCGUGCUGAGCACGCCGCAGUACCUCGUCUUCUCCAUGGUCGAGGUGAGCAACGUCACCAAGGCCUACGACUGCUGGGCCACCUUCAUCCAGCCCUGGGGAGCCCGCGCCUACGUGACUUGGAUGACAGCCAGCAUCUUCGUGGCGCCCGUGGUCAUCCUGGGCACCUGCUACGGCUUCAUCUGCUACCACAUCUGGCGCAACGUCCGCGGGAAGACGGCGUCGCGCCAGGACAAGGGCGCCGAGCGCGCGGGCGGCGCCUUCCGCAAUGGGCUCCUGCUCGAGCCCUGUGUCAGCAGCGUGAAGACCAUCUCCCGAGCCAAGAUCCGCACCGUGAAGAUGACUUUCGUGAUUGUGACCGCUUACAUCGUUUGCUGGAUGCCCUUCUUCAUCGUCCAGAUGUGGUCUGUCUGGGAUGUGAAGCUCCCGUGGAUCGAGUCGGAAAACCCUGCCACCACCAUCACGGCCUUGCUGGCUUCCUUGAAUAGUUGCUGCAAUCCCUGGAUAUACAUGUUUUUUAGCGGUCAUCUCCUGCAGGACUGUGUCCAAAGCUUCCCAUGCUGCCAAAACAUGAAGCAAACGUUCAGCAAAGAAGAUUCAGACAGUACGAGCAGAAGGCAGACUUCUUACACUAACAACCGAAGCCCGACAAAUAGCACAGGUCCGUGGAAGGACUCUCCUAAAUCUUCCAAGAUCAUCAGAUUCAUUCCGGUUUCAACCUGAGCCCCACGUUCGUGCAGCCUGACUCUCGUAACAGACUUUCUGACCCGUUGGCUGAAUCCAGCUAGAAACCACAAGAACAAAUGAACUUAUACGAGAUAAGCAUAAAUCAAUUUAUUGGGCACAGGACUGUGUUUCUAGUUGCAUUUUCACAUCGCUAUGACCAAAAGCUAUGAAUUGUUUUAUAUGGAAUGUUAAUAAAAACAUGCUCCACUAAAAUUUGCAGGCCUAAUUUGCAGAAAUAUGGUAGAAGUUAUAUUUCUAAAGGAAAAAUCAUAACCACUCUGGCUUUAUAUUUUGCUGUUGGUUUCUUUUCUUUUCUUUUCUUUUUAUUUCUGACAUAACGAAGGCUUGAUGGGUUUAGAAGUCAUACGAUGUAGGGGCAUUAUUUCUGAACAAAGCGAGCUCGUCAUCAACCUUAGUAUUUGAAAGGAACUAGAAGAGACUUCAGAGAAAUUAUGUUUCCAUCCAAUAAAAUCAAUUUACGCAUCAGGAAAUGCAGCCUCAAGCGGUGGCCUGGAGAUAGGAUGGUGCCUUGGAGAGGCUGAGAGCUGGAGGCGUGUUAGCAAAGAUGCCUGGUUCAGAGUGGAAAGCAGAAAAUUCUGUUAGAAGCUAUAAAUCCCCUAAAUUUCAAAACAGUAACCUUAGAACUGGCAGUUCCUCAUGUUUUAUUGAUUGUGAAAAGCAUGAUUACUAAGAUGCUGAAGGUUAGAGAAAAUAUUGUCAACUGGCCAAUAAUAUCUUUUUUGCUCCCACUGCAAGGUCGUUUCAAAGUCAAAUUUGCAUGAGGAAUACCCAAUAUUAUCAGAAGAGUAGAAAAGGAUUGCCCAAAGUUCUAUGUAGACUUUCUCUAGAAUAUUGUAAACGUGUUUCGACCAGUGUUAUAAGGUAUCCUGCGCUGUGCUGGAUAUCAAUACAGUCAUCACUUUCUGUUUGAGGAAUCCAGAUUCACAGAUAGGAGUCUUCUAAAGAGUACCCCGGGAUAUAGAAAGUCUCCUCAUGUUUAAUUAAAAAUAACUUGGCCUUUCCUUCUGAUCUGCCACCCACCUAACAGGUUCAUAGCAGAGGAGAGGCAGGUUCUGGGGUGGGAUGGGGGU